This is a messenger RNA of Penicillium malachiteum, 2352 nucleotides long. RefSeq lists its product as uncharacterized. The transcript is spliced from 3 exons. The coding region runs from base 1 to 2352 and encodes 783 amino acids. Lineage: Eukaryota; Fungi; Ascomycota; Eurotiomycetes; Eurotiales; Aspergillaceae. The record is from RefSeq and is a predicted model, not a curated record.
AUGGAGUCAAACUUCAUAUUCCAGUCUGAGCAACGCGUCUUCCAAGCUAUGGAUGAAAAAAGGGUGGAAAUUCCCUCAACUGCUCUCAACACGAUCAACGUCAACACGAGUGAGGCGAAAACGCAGAAAGAAAUCGCCGGCGGGGUUCUGGUUAUGCAUCUUAUUUUCAUGAUCGUGGCAUUCUCAAUUGCAUAUUCAGAAGAAGCUAAUAAUGGGCAAUUCGAGAUAUUGGAGCUGUAUAAAGGCAGUUGUUCCACGACCGAUAACUGGACAACCGCCUUACAUCUUCUCAUCAACUUCUCAAGUACCCUGAUACUGGGAGCUAGCAGCUCCAUGAUGCAAGUUAUUGGAGCACCAUCUCGAACGGCCGUGGACCGCGCCCACAAUAAACACAAGUGGCUUGAUAUCGGUACUUUAAGCAUCAGAAAUUUUGGAGCCAUGGACUGGAAGCGUCGAACUCUCUGGCUGUGUUUACUUUUUACCUCCCUGCCGAUUCAUAUGCUGUACAAUUCCAUCAUUUUCCGCACAAUAUCAACAUCGGAUUUCGGCACAGUGCUGAUCCCAGAAGACCUUGGCCGUGAUGAACCUCUUGUGUACAACGAAGUCGAGGCAAGCUCCUUCUACAAUGUAAUUGGAGCGCAUGCAGGUGACAUUCAAAAGGAAAUAUUCAACUCGACAUUCAUCAAUGCAACUUUGGCUGAAUGUGUUAGGAAAUAUGAUACCAGUUUCAACACUAAGUAUGGCACCUUACUGCUCGCUGCCGAUCGGAAACACUUCUCAAAUGCAAGUAGUCUGGAAGGCGAUUCCGGAAAUGUGAAGGAUUCCGACGACGGAGAGAAUUAUGAUUAUACCGCAUCGCAAGCUGCAAUUCUCCAAGAGAUCAAUGAGGGUGUCUGGCGUGUACGCGGGGACUUUUGGAGCUACCGGGAAUGGAAUUUUACUACAUCAAAUGGAUCGAUUUUCACCUUUGGUCGUGGGCAACCAGGUAUUGGAAUCAAUGCGUACUUCCAAACAACCUCGCCUACGGUGAAGCAAGAUAUUAUCACGCUUCGUACCUAUAUGAAUCAACAUAACCCGACCAGCGCAGCGUUGCAGACCUUUCUGGAUAAUUCAACAAAUUGGGCCGAUAGCUCUUGGGCAGGCAACCUUACAUACCGGUUUGCAGGGUAUACACAUGCCCCAUAUUUCCUCCUGGAGAUGCUUCCGAAAAGUUGCAUGUUUAAAGAAGCGACUGAAAAAUGUCAACUCUCUUUCAGUCCACCGAUCGCACUGAUUGUGCUGAGUUGCAGUAUCAUCAAGCUGGCAUGCAUGGUCCUUGCGACGUGGCAUAAGCGCGAGGAACCACUCCUGACAAUUGGAGAUUCUAUUGCUUCGUUUUUAAGCGAACCUGAUCCAACGACCAAAGGAAGAUGUAUGAUGUCCCGCCCAGAUACGGAAGCCUGGUCGCUGGCUUACGUCCGCUCACGGCUGGCUGGGCUUGUUUCAUGUUUCCCGGGUCGGUCAAAGGAUACCCAGGAUGCUUCUGACAUACUGUUGACCAAGCCUGGCACGGCCGAGGCAUCUGGAAAUGGAAUUGGGCAUCUGACUUUGCUUUCUCCGAAGAAGUUACGCUGGCACCGAGCGGCAAGUCGAAUGCGAAUGGGACUUACCUAUACCUUUCUUCUCCUUUGCGACAUGGGCCUUUUCAUUGUGCUCUUUUUCUCAAUUGCAACGGCAGCAACUGGAUUUGAUUCCGUGAAGGCAGCCCUGUCAGGAAUCUGGUCAAUGGGGUUCGGCUCAGCCAACACCAAUACCCUGAUUACCAUAAACUUAUCACACAACAUGAUAGCAUUGAUUUUGCUUGCAAACGUCCCGCAGCUCGUCCUAUCUAUUCAAUACUAUCUCAUCAACAGUAUGUUGACAUGCAUGCUCGUUGCUGCGGAGUGGGAUGCUUAUGCACUGCAUCGCAAGCACUUGCGUGUUUCAAAUCCGCAUGGUGAGCAGCGAUCGACAUAUUAUCUCAGUCUGCCAUUUAGAUAUAGCGUGCCCAAGUUGACUUUGUUCACUCUGGCUCAUUGGAUGGUGUCGCAGAGCUUGUUCUUCGUCAAUAUAGUUGGGUACGAUGUGCAUGGACAAGAGGACAAGUUAACAUCGACGCGUGGUGUUUGUUACUCACCUCUGGCGAUAUUCAUCUUUUUUCUUCUUCUGUCCGGAUGUUAUAUUGUGUGUAUUGUUUUGUGCAGAAAGACAUUCAAAUCACACGCCCCCGUCGUAGGUCAUUGCAGCGCGGCAAUUAGUGCCUCAUGUCAUCCUCCGGCGGAAGAUGUCGAUGCGGCAUUGAAGCCAGUUAUGUGGGGGGGAGAUAGUCCUUGA